AUGGCGUGUGACACUGGUUAUCUGGAAGAAGGGGAGAUAACUAUUGCACGGCCUGCACGGGCUUCGCAAUGCUGCGUAAACUUAGCUACACCAACAUAUCAAGGUUUACCACAGGUCACGCUCCACGCCGUAAUAGGUCAAACUGUGGUACUUCCGUGCAAGCCUUCCGGUUACCCCCCGCCGAGAGUCACGUGGAAUCUACCAAUCACCGCCAGCCGCUAUCACACGUCAUCGGCUGGCCUCACCAUAAAAGGAGUUGUUGCCACUGAUGACCACAUCUACAGGUGUACCGUCACCAAUAUAUUUGGACAUAAAGUUAAAGUUAUUAAUUUGUCUGUAACAGAACCAUUAAGCGUUAACGUGACGACAUCUGCUACCAACCACACCGAAGGUGUUCCAGGAACGAUAACUCUCACAUGCCGAUAUCGUGGAAUUCCGGAUCCGUCCGUAAAAUGGCUUCACAUUGGUCCACUUGGCAAGACUCAAUCGGUAACGUCCGGCAUUAGCACGAGCGUCACAACUGGACCAAUCAGCAAAAGUUACGUCAGCACGUUGACGUUGAAAGACCCGAACAUAUUCGCCGCGGGGACGUACAUUUGUCAAGUUUCGAACGCAGCGGAACAAAAGCAUGACAAUGUGUCAAUCACAAUAUAUGCUAAACCACGCGUCGUGACACCGCCUAUGACGCAGACUGUCAUGGAGGGUUCGAACGUGACGCUGAGGUGCAAGGUUGUGGGCUACCCACCACCCGCCAUCACGUGGGAAUUUCCACAGUCCCAAGGUCACCCGCCAUUUAACGCGCGAUUGAACCCGGAUCAGACAGUGACGUUGAUGGCAGUGGACGAGUUUAAUGAAGGGGAGUACAAGUGUGUCGCCAAAAACAGAUACGGAACUGACGAGGGGUCAGGAACGAUAACUGUGAUUAAACCAGUCCGUAUCCAGGUAACCAGCCAGGUGAACUCCCUGAAAGGGGCCCCGGCCAUCGCCCUGGACUGUCACGCCAGCGGCGACCCUGCCCCCACCGUCUCGUGGAGUAAGCUGGACGGAACACUGAACCGCAGCAACCCCAGGUACAUCCUCCUGCCCAACGGCGACUUCAUCCUCACCAGCAUCACGCCGGCCACGAUGGAGGGAGACUCGGGGGUUUAUAAGUGCACGGCGACAAACGGCGUCACGACCACGUACAUGCUGUCUGUUGUUUAUAUGGACAUGGGUCGGCUCAACUGCAGCACAACCUUUCAAGAAUGUUCGACAAAAAAGGGUGUGGCGUGUGGGUAA
Molecule: messenger RNA, 1278 nt
Organism: Gigantopelta aegis
Lineage: Eukaryota; Metazoa; Mollusca; Gastropoda; Neomphalida; Peltospiridae
Product: peroxidasin homolog
Exons: 8
Coding region: 1-1278 (425 amino acids)
Source: RefSeq, a predicted model, not a curated record